Myotis brandtii (Brandt's bat) is the source of this 1267-nucleotide messenger RNA. RefSeq names its product solute carrier family 35, member A4 (gene SLC35A4). Gene Ontology annotation, cellular component: Golgi membrane. Lineage: Eukaryota; Metazoa; Chordata; Mammalia; Chiroptera; Vespertilionidae. Gene Ontology annotation, biological process: pyrimidine nucleotide-sugar transmembrane transport. The transcript has a single exon. Gene Ontology annotation, molecular function: pyrimidine nucleotide-sugar transmembrane transporter activity. The record is from RefSeq and is a predicted model, not a curated record. Bases 19 to 993 code for a protein of 324 amino acids.
CCAGGGUCUGAUGUGGGCAUGAGUGUAGAGGACGGGGGAGUGCCAGGCCUGGGCCGUCCCAGGCAGGCCCGCUGGAUUUUGAUGCUACUCCUGUCCACUGCCAUGUAUGGUGCCCAUGCACCAUUGUUGGCACUGUGCCAUGUGGAUGGCCGAGUGCCCUUCCGACCCUCCUCAGCUGUGCUGCUGACUGAGCUGACCAAGCUACUGUUGUGCGCCUUCUCCCUUCUGGUAGGCCGGCAAGCAUGGCCCCGGGGGGCCCCGCCCUGGCGCCAGGCUGCCCCCUUUGCACUACCAGCCUUGCUCUACGGCGCUAACAAUAACCUGGUGAUCUAUCUUCAACGAUACAUGGACCCCAGCACCUACCAGGUGCUGAGCAAUCUCAAGAUUGGAAGCACAGCCCUGUUCUACUGCCUCUGCCUCCGGCGCCGCCUCUCUGCACGCCAGGGCUUAGCACUGCUGCUGCUGAUGGCAGCGGGGGCCUGCUAUGCAGCUGGUGGCCUCCAGGACCCUGGGAGCACCCUCUCUGGGUCCCCUCCAGCAGCUAAGGCUGGCCCCAUGCCCCUGCAUAUCACUCCACUAGGACUGCUGCUCCUCAUCCUGUACUGCCUCAUCUCAGGCUUGUCCUCUGUGUACACAGAGCUGCUCAUGAAGCGACAGCGGCUGCCCCUGGCACUUCAGAACCUCUUCCUUUACACGUUCGGUGUGCUCCUGAAUCUAGGUCUGCAUGCAGGUGGCGGCCCCGGCCCAGGCCUCCUGGAGGGCUUCUCAGGAUGGGCAGCGCUCGUGGUGCUCAGCCAGGCACUGAAUGGACUGCUCAUGUCGGCUGUCAUGAAGCACGGCAGCAGCAUCACACGCCUCUUUGUGGUGUCCUGCUCGCUGGUGGUCAACGCCGUGCUCUCAGCAGCUCUGCUGCGGCUGCAGCUCCCAGCCGCCUUCUUCCUGGCCACUCUGCUCAUUGGCCUGGCAGUGCACCUGUACUAUGGCAGCCGCUAGCCCCUGACCACCUUGACUCCUGACCCUGGAGGUUGGGCAUUACCAUCAGAGCCACCUCCUAGCUCCCUUUCCCUCAGCAGCCCUGUAACAAGUGCCUUGUGAGAAAAGCUGGGGGAGUGAGAGCAACCAGAUGGGUGGAUGAAGGUGUACCCCUGAGAGACUUGUAGAGUGGGUUUGGUUAAGGAAACUGGAAACUCUUAAACAUCAUCCUCCCCUGCCCCCCGACCCCACGUUCUUCCAGACUAGGGAACUAAGGGAGCAUCAUACCUACACC